CCCGGAGGAAAGAGUGGAGCAGAAAUCCCUCAGCUCCCCACCAGCUCCUCCUGCUCCGAGCCUGGAACUGGGGAAGAAGCGGAAUAGGGGGUGGGGUAAAUUGGCUGCGGCAGGCUGGGCUGGGCAGGGCUGGGUUGACCCCUCCCCAGCGAGGGGCGGGACCCCAGGAGGAGCGAGGGAGCCAAGCCCCAAAGAGGACCAGACACGAAGAGGCGAGAUGGCGGGAACCGGUGUGGGGGCCCGCUUGUACCGGCAGAUCAAGAGACAUCCCGCGCUCAUCCCCAUGAUCGGCUUCAUCGGCCUGGGCAUGGGCAGCGCUGCGCUCUACUUGCUGCGGCUCGCCCUGCGCAGCCCCGACGUCUGCUGGGACCGGAAGAACAACCCGGAGCCCUGGAACCGCCUGAGCCCCAACGACCAGUACAAGUUCCUUGCAGUUUCCACGGAUUAUAAGAAGCUGAAGAAGGACCGGCCAGACUUCUGAGCCUGGCUGGGACGGGUCCCUGUCCUCCACCGACGUCAGCCGGCCUCCUCCUUCCUCCCUGCCACUCAGCCCCCAGCCUCCAGGGCGCCUCUCACCACCCUGUCCAGCUCCUGCGUACACAGGCCUGGUUCCCACGCCGCAGAGGGGAGGCAGCUCCACCCCCACCCUCUUCCCUCGCUCCCUGCAGCGGAAGCACCCCUGACCCUCAGCUGGAGUCCCACGCAGGGGGGUGGGGGAGGGAGAGUCAGGAGGUGGGGCCCCAGUGGGUUGACUCAAAAGGCCCAAGGCUGCAGGGGCCUGACGGGGUGUGGCGCAGGCUACGUGAGGAGCGUGGCAGACGUGAGCCAGGAGCAAGCAGGGGCCUCUGAGUGCCAGGCGACGCGGCAGGCCCCACGUUUGCCAGGCUCUGGGCGCCCUCCCAGGGCGGCGCUGCGCUAGCUGACUGGGCUCCUUGCCUGCGGCCCAGCCGCUCCGGUGGCACCUCUCAGCCCAGGGAGGGGCCUGCGCGGUUUCCUGCGACUCAGGAGCCAACCCGCAACCCCCUCCAGCCUCGCACCUGGGCCUCCCCCUGCCAUCCACCCCUCCUCGCUCAGCUCCCCUCUGUCCCUUGGGAUCAAACAGAAGCAGCCAUGGGCAAAAUACAAUUUCAUUUAACAAA
Messenger RNA from Myotis lucifugus (little brown bat), 1139 nucleotides. It is a transcript of the gene COXFA4L2, whose product is annotated as NDUFA4, mitochondrial complex associated like 2. The record is from RefSeq and is a predicted model, not a curated record. The transcript is spliced from 4 exons. The coding region runs from base 218 to 481 and encodes 87 amino acids. NCBI's taxonomy places the organism in Eukaryota, Metazoa, Chordata, Mammalia, Chiroptera, Vespertilionidae.